Messenger RNA from Metarhizium acridum CQMa 102, 1515 nucleotides. RefSeq lists its product as uncharacterized. NCBI's taxonomy places the organism in Eukaryota, Fungi, Ascomycota, Sordariomycetes, Hypocreales, Clavicipitaceae. The record is from RefSeq and is a predicted model, not a curated record. Gene Ontology annotation, biological process: transmembrane transport. Gene Ontology annotation, molecular function: transmembrane transporter activity. Gene Ontology annotation, cellular component: plasma membrane.
AUGACCCAAACCUCCGCCGCAGUAUCUGGGGCCCCAUCUAGCCACAGCAAAGCAGAUAUUGGGCGUUUCUCCGAUGGCGAUAAGCCCAUUGAUGCAGCUGUAGAUCCGGACGUAGUGGACUUCGAUGGGCCCGACGAUUCGGACAAUCCUAUGAACUGGUCGCCAGGCAAAAAGGCAGCUACAAUCGGCAUGGUGACGGCAAUGACACUAUUCUCGCCAAUAGGUUCUACAAUAUCUUCCGCCGCGGCAGAAGACAUCAUGUUGCACUUCAACUCAACCAACGACACACUCUCGGCUUUUGUGAUGACAAUUUAUCUGUUGGGCUGGGUGUGCGGUCCCAUUAUCAUCGCACCGCUCUCCGAGCUGUACGGGCGCGCCAUUUUGUACAAGGUCUGCAUCGUCCUAUUUCUACUAUUCAACGUGGCAUGCGCCGUAGCUAAUAGUCUCGGACUGCUGAUUGCAUUCCGACUCUUGGCCGGCAUCGCCAGUUCAUGCCCCGUCACACUCGGCACGGGCACCAUUGCAGACAUGGUGCCACAUGAGAGGCGCGCAGGAGUCAUGGGAGCAUAUGUUAUCGGCGCCGUUCUGGGGCCGUCCAUCGGACCUAUCGUCGGCGGGUACCUGACUCCCGUAUUGGGAUGGCGAUGGGCGUUCUGGUUGAUAGCCAUUGCGUCUUCUCCUCUUUCACUUGUCGUGGUCCUGUUUAUGCGCGAGUCGUACCCAUUCGUCUUGCUCCAACGCAAGACGGCGCGUCUGCGGAGAGAGACGCUGCGGAGAGAGACGGGAAACCUUGAGCUUCACUCUGCUCUCGACACUGGCAAAACGACACGCGAGCUAUUUAGUUUCACCAUCUUUCGUCCAUUGAAAAUGCUCCUACUACCUAUUGUCUUUCUGGUAUCGCUCUAUACCGCAACCGUCUACAGCUACUUAUACCUUUGCUUCACCACUUUCCCACGAGUCUUCGGUCUUCAAUACGGUUUCGGGAGCGGUCCCUCUGGCUUGGCAACGCUUGGGCUGGGUUUGGGCUCCCUAUUGGGAGUAUUUUUCUGUGGCAGCGUGUCUGAUAGGCUAUCUGCGUCCCUAGCCAAGAAAAAUGGUGGCGAGAUCAAGCCAGAAUAUCGACUUCCCACUACUCUAAUAGGUGGCAUCUGCGUGCCUAUCGGGCUUUUUUGGUACGGCUGGGCAGCUGAGAAAAGGUUGCACUGGAUCUUACCUAUUAUUGGGACAGGUUUCCUUGGUGCGGGCAUGAUGAUAACUUACAUGGCCGCCACCCUGUAUCUUGUCGAUGCAUAUACCGCCUAUGCUGCUUCGGUAACAGCGUCAAAUACCUUUUUCCGCUGUCUUUGUGCAGCAUUUUUGCCGCUCGCUGGUUCUGCAAUGUACGAUAAGCUCGGCGUUGGCUGGGGAACUUCGCUUCUUGGCUUCAUUGCUGUUAUUUUUCUUCCGCUUCCUUUAUUCUUUUUCAAGUACGGCCAAAGAAUUAGGGAGUCGAAACGUUUUCGGAUUGAGUUUUGA